Messenger RNA from Vicia villosa (hairy vetch), 10578 nucleotides. Its product is annotated as NADH dehydrogenase [ubiquinone] iron-sulfur protein 3-like. NCBI's taxonomy places the organism in Eukaryota, Viridiplantae, Streptophyta, Magnoliopsida, Fabales, Fabaceae. The coding region runs from base 524 to 1180 and encodes 218 amino acids. The record is from RefSeq and is a predicted model, not a curated record. Gene Ontology annotation, molecular function: NADH dehydrogenase (ubiquinone) activity. The transcript has a single exon.
ACCUAGGAAUAAAUCCAAAACGUCGAGGUCUCGACGAGCCUUUAAUUUAUAUUACACAAAUUGUUGUGGACAUAGUCAACCUCCUACUAAGAGAGGGAGACCAAUCCCCAGGAAAGGGAAGUCCGGCUAACUCUAUAUUUUUUAUAAAUUUACUAUAUAGGAUAGGGGCAGGUCUCGUUCUGUUGAAAGUGUUCGUAGCGCUGCUGGUUUAGUUCCCCACUCGGAUUGUCGGGGGAGGGGAAUUAUUUGGUUUGAAACUCUCUAUCUAAGAGUCUUAGGUUCUAGAAAACCUUAAAGUCAGAUGCAAGCUUAGUUGAGUUCAGUUACGCCAAGUAAUUGCAUAUAGAGAAGAGAAGUAGCCGUUGAAGCAAUAUAAAUAUCAUAAGAGAGAGAAGAAAGCUAGUUUUUUGCCCACCAAAUCCCAUGUCUUUCUUGGUUGGUAAACCCAACCGGCGAUUUACAUUACAACAAGUCUUUGCUAAAAGAAAGCAAAGCGGAUAACUUUUACUGUGAAUAUAUAAUCAUGCCAAGCUGGCGCGAGUUUUUUAGAGCAAGAAAAGAAUAUGAACGAGGAGAAAGCAUUCGUUAUCUUUAUAUGGAUAGCCAAUUCUUAUUAAGAUAUUGUUUGUAUUCUUUACCCGGAAAAUGGGUUUACUAUUUUGAAAGAUCGGAACAUGGGAAUAGAUAUGGUACCAAAACGGACUACCUAUUUCAAUUUUUGUGCUUUCUUAAAUUGCAUACCUAUACAAGGGUUCAAGUUUCGAUCGAUAUUUGCGGAGUUGAUUAUCCCUCUCGAAAACGAAGAUUUGAAGUGGUCUAUAAUUUACUGAGUACUCGGUAUAACUCACGCAUUCUUAUACAAACCAGUGCAGACGAAGUAACACGAAUAUCUCCGGUAGUCAGUCUAUUUCCAUCAGCCGGCCGGUGGGAGCGAGAAGUUUGGGAUAUGUUUGGUGUUUCUUCCAUCAAUCAUCCGGAUCUACGCCGUAUAUCAACAGAUUAUGGUUUCGAGGGUCAUCCAUUACGAAAAGACCUUCCUCUGAGUGGAUAUGUAGAAGUACGCUAUGAUGAUCCAGAGAAACGUGUGGUUUCUGAACCCAUUGAGAUGACCCAAGAAUUUCGCUAUUUCGAUUUUGCUAGUCCUUGGGAACAGCAUAAGCGACGGAUAAUUCAGAAAUAAUCAUAAUAGGUCCAGCUCUAUAGGAUAGGGGACAAAUCAAUAGGAAAUGCUAUUUGCUUUGUAAGAAGAAGAAUAAACUGAUAUGAAAUGAAAGAGUUCGCGGGAAUUGUCUUGAUCGUCGGAUAUCAUUUUCAAAUAGUAGUUAGAAGUCUUAUCGAACGAUUUCCUGCAAUUCUUCCCAGUAUGUCAUGAGUAAAGAAUCCAGCUACAACUCUCGAUCUAUACAAAACGCACUUGGUUUUUGUGUUUAUUUCGGUUUCAUUGAUAGCAGAAGAGCCUGACUCUAUAGGAUUAGGGGCACUAGCGCUUUAUUUUAAAAAGAAAAAGUAAAAAGUAAAGGGGCCUGAAAACGUAAUAGGCUGCUAUUCUAGGCUCGCUCCGCCCCUUAUUGGAAAACUAAAGCGCUAACGCGCCUUAUAUUCUUUUUUUUUAGUAAAGCAAAGCAACCUUUCGCGCCAGGCGCUCACGUUUUUUGUCGUCUGGGUGGAAGCUGGCGGCUGGGCUUGCUUAACCGUAUAUAUGGAAUCGGGACUCGCCCUGGAUCUCCGAAUAGCCUCACCUGAAACUGGUAGACACACUGAGCCACCACGUACCCCUCUCGCCCGUCGUAUGCUAUGGAUGGUCACACUAGCCCCUCGAUGGCAUGGCGGGAUUUCCCAUUGACUGUUCCUGAGGUGAGGUCAUUCAUUCUUUCUUUUGGGAGAUCCUUAAUCCUGGAAAGAAGGAAAGGCAUCAAUCCAGACCGGCAGCACCCGAAAAGGAGUCUUAGCUUUAGGUAGUCUUUCCACGCUUGGCUUUGCUAGGCAGGCUUCCCCGGUCGUACCGUUCGUAAAUUCCUUCCGUUCUCCGCCAGCCAAUUCUUUUUUUAUUUUAUUUUGCUUCCAUUGUCUUGCUGAACUGCUUUUCCUGUUGAAGCUUUUACGGGGGCUUUUGCUCAUGCCGAUUCAGAAUGCUUUAUCAUAAAAAUAUUAAAUAUCUCUUUUGUGUCCAUUCACCGAGACGAGCACAAGACAGUGCUUGGAGAUUAGAUCUUGUCUUCUUUCGCUUGGUUUCCCCAGGUGGUGCGGUUGGGGAGUAGAGACCUCGAUGCCGGGUCGUUCCAAAGUGACUUGCUAUUGCUGCUGCAGUGCUUCUUGUUCAUCAUCCAGGAAUUUCUUUAGAAUCUUUGCCUUCCUUACCAGGAAUUGGAUUCGAACCAAGUAUAAGAUAUUAAAAAUGUCGGAGAAUACCCGGUAUUUGAGUUUUUAGCAUUAACACGAUUAAAUCUUCUUUUUUCCUAGCCGAUUCUUCCCUUCCUUCUCUUCUAACUCCCCGCCCCGGGUUUAGCUCCCGACUGGAGGGAGAGGGGCAAGGCAUUAGGGAUAGCUGCUUUCGUCUCCAGUAAUGGAUGGAUAAGGUGGUAGUGCAAAAUUUCGGAGUAGCCGUAAUGGAAGAACUUUUAGCUUGGUUGUCCGGCCCUCUUCACCGAUCUCCUAGCCCUACGAAUCAAACAUCUCCGGGCAUCUGGUUUCAAAGAGAGAUUGGUUAGUCGCCUUCUGUUCAUUCUUACCCCUGACUACCGGACCCCAUUGGUUAAGUUGGGGCAGGAAUAGCUAUCGGACUACGAUCACAGGCCGGGCCGACCCUCCUUUAUUAUAGUCCAGUUGGAGAGGGAAAAGUCCCAUCCGUUCCAGAAGUCGCAGAGAAAUGGAAGGCUUUAAUACCAAAAACUACGGAGGCAUGAUCUAAAAAUGGGUAAGCCCGGUGGUUCAAGUUGAGCCUAGCCAACAACCAACAUAAGCUUCUAGGGAGAGUAGGAGCUCCUGUUGCUCCAACCAUUCUAGUGAACCGGUCGAGACCAGCAGCUAUGAAUACCCUGUGCCGGUUGUGCGAAGGCAGCCUCAAUAAAAAUCAAUAAAAACGUCCUCCUAAGGUAAGGAAAUAAAGCUUAUUCACCUCUACCCUAUUGGUUAAUCCCGAAGGAAGCUUCCCUGAGAGAGCUGCUAUAAGAUAAGCUCUUUUUCCAUUUAGUUUAGAGAGAGUAGCUUGCUUUCCGCGGUCUGCUAUUCCUUUCCUCUAAUGACUCAAUUUAAAACCUACCGAAAUGGCUCUUUAAAGAAGGGCUUGAUUCACAGGAAAAUUUUGAGAGGGUCGACCAGUCCAUUUAUCAUCCCACCACUCACCCAAGCAAGCUCUGGAGUUCAGGUGCUACAGAUUAGUGAAGCCCGAUCGUAAGUAACUUCCACAAAAGAUAUCUAGUUUUUGUCCUUCUCGGGUUCCAGUCCAAUCUUCUGCUGCUGCCCCCGGCCUAUACUUAAUUUUAGACUUUCUGGUCCAGGCCUCAGGCUUACACAAGUCUAAUUAUUCCGCUACCGAUAUUGGAUCUGAGCCUUCCUUGAAAGAAUCGCAAACAAAGAGUCAAUUGCUUAGCUUAUCGAGAUCGCCCCCUCUUUCUUUCCUUUUGCGCCAAAAUUCCUUUCUUUUUUCUAUUUAGCUUCUGCCACACAUUUGACACUGACACCAGGGCUCCACCUGAGGAUCACCCAGACGCACGAGCACAGACUGGUGUACACUCUCUGCACAUCGCGGGACUUAGGCCUUUGCAUGCAGCACCUGUCUUCCGCAGGUCUAGAGUAGCACAACUGAAGCAAAACCUUAUUUUCGGCAAUACGCGCCCGGGAGAGAGAGACAUCUCUCGUUAUUGCUGCCUUUCUUACUACUUUGACACAGUCGUCUACGUAAAGGUCUGCACUCAGGAGAGAUGCAGUCCCCCAUGUAUGACAUCUUUGAGCCUUCACUGAUGAAUGUUAAGAUGAAAGCACAAGAGACUAGCACCCUUUCUCAACCUAAGAAGCUUGCAUCUAGGAUUCAGACUAGCCCACAAUCUCAAAGAAAUUCCGAGAAUAAGAGUAAACCCAUGUCACAAAGCAAUCCCUUUCAUAAAAGAGAGACCAUCAAGAGUUCAGCACUACCAGACUACGGCCUCCACUCAGACAGGUCUAGAGGCGAAUUCGCAGUUUCAGCAGCAAUAAGUCCAGCAGACUCAGCUUCAACCGCAACAACUUCAAAGAGCCUCAGGCGCGAGAGCAGGUUAAACCAGUGCCGCUACAGCAUUCUCAGGUGAGACCAGAAAAAUAUCCCUUUCCGCUAGGUCAGUCUCAGCAAUACCUACAGCCUCUACCUCAACUUCAGGGGUCAGUCAAUACCUGGCAAGCCCCUGCUCAACCUUACCAAGAUCUUCUUCUAUCCAAAUAAUCCCGCUAGUAGCCCCUCAGCCUACGCAAUUCACUCCUCAAGACAAGAAAGCAACCUAUCUUACUAAUAAUGAAGGUUUUGGCUUGUCCCAAUUCUAAACCAAAUAAGAGUGCAGGAGACCUAGGUUAGAGGGUUUCUACGCGCUUUACUAAGAAAAAAAUAAGGGCUGAGGUGGAAGCAUUUCCAUCUAUAGUAACCUUAACAUCGACUAUGUUCAUGAAUAGUGGGUAUAGGUACCGAUCGGAGAAUAGCUUCAGGUAGCCCCUAUAGACGACAUCCGUGGGGUUCAUCGGAACUAUAUAACAAAGGUAUCCAUCAAUCAGUCAUCAAGUAUGAUCAAUCAAGCCCAUAAUCUAAAAUUUAUAUUCCGUCCCCCUUUUCAGUUGGAGUUACAUAGGAGAGGUCCAUUGGGGGCACUAGUUACUGGUUGGGUUACAUUGGUCCAUAGGCGCGCGAAUAGGGUCCUACCAGUCUAUUCUUUGGGUUGCCUUCAUAAAGUGUAAGUUCGAUUACAUCUAGUUCCAAGCGGUAAAGAAGGGCAAAAGAAAGCCUGUAGAAGUCUUUCCGGUCCCUCUGUCCGAGAAGAUAUGUUUGCGCGCACCGAUCUACUGCCCGAUUUCUGAAUGAUGUAUCUAGUGGAGGAUGGCUAUUGGCGCAGUAAAGCCCAAUUCUUCCUUGGUAGUUCCACGGAUCCGAACUUGAUCUGGAAUUACUUAAUUUCGUCAGGGCGGUGGAUGAGGUAGGUUAAAGCUUUAGUGCCGUUUAGUUUGUCUAGUCAGUGCACUUUUAAACAAGCGAAAUCGACCCAUACUCCUCAAAGAGUAGGACCACCCAACAAGCAUAACAGUUGCAAUCGUAGGGCACAAAGAGCUCGUUUGGUUUAGUCUUUGCCCCAAUUCAGCAUUAAUCGGGUAUUUGAAGCGUAUUGUUGUAACAAGGCCAGGAAUUCUUCAUAGAGUUGGUGUGCUCCUCUUUUUCGUUUAAGGAUAAGUGGGUAUGUCUUAUUAGGGUCGCUAUAGUCUAAGUAAGUAAUUUCCCACCUGGGUGGGGGAACCCGAAAAGACAAUGGCCGAUUCAUGUUAACAAUGGAAUUCGUAAUAAGCCCGCAGCGACUCAUGAGACUUUUUACUUUUCUAAUGUAAUUUUUUGAUCUAGCGAACUCAGCAGCUUUCCCAAUCAUGGGCACAAUCUGUUCCCGACGAAGGCCAAGCUCGCCCACAGCCCCUUGACCACACUCUCCCUUGUAGCCCUAUUAAAGACUUAUAUUCUCUAUAUAGGGAGGUGUAUGUGGGCUUUUUGACUCAUACUCUAGCUUCCCAGUUGGUGGAGGCACUAAGUAGCCUUUGGGUAUGACGAAAGGCUACAGCUAUGCAUAGGAAGUCUCAGUUAAUGGGAUGCCGGGUUCCCUUUGAGUGUAGAAAAGCUGCUGCUCGACUUGAAUUGAGGCUUCCAAUCUCCUAGCCUAGCCCAAUACCUGGGCAAGAAGGCUGGCUGGCUGCUCAAGCGUCUUUUCCAAGGAAUUGACCCCAGGGGAAUGGGAAUAACUUCAUUUCAAGUGAGACUAGUAGAAAGGUGCACGCAAAGGGAUUUUUAAGCAGGCUGAUGAAUGAAUGUGAAGAGCACCCUGAUAAAAGGAUUAUGAUCGUUAAUCGUUAGAGUUAGAAUGCCUUAUAAAGAUGAAGAUCUUAAUCGAUCUGCCUUUCUUUGUAAGUCAACAACUAACCCGAAUCCCCGGAAGAAGAGAGUUUAGGAUAGUUUUUUUAUCACGAAAAGCCCAGCGCUCGCGCUUCUUUAGAGUAAUCAGAAUUAUAAAGGAUAUCAAAAAUUUUAUGGCAUUACACUCUCUUCCUCUUUCUUUUUAGGGGUUACAGGGCUAUGCUCUUUCAAAGAGGGAAAGUGGGGCGGGCGAUUCUUAUUCCUGUACAGUUUCGUGUUCACGUCCAGUCUUCUCUGUCCACUAGUGCAGCUUCCAGCUCUAUGCUAUGUAUGGUAGUCGUUUGACUCGGGAAUCCCUUCGCCCAGCUAGCUCGUCCGUGCCUGGCUUAAGUAUUUGGCCUGGUACGCAGUCCAGUCCUCUUAUCCGGAUACCUCCAUUGAAUCAUGGUUUGAAGGCCCAAUUGUCCUAACAUCUUGGAAAGCAAAGGAUUAAAAUCAAGAGCUGAUAAGGUUUGGGAUAUUGUGGCCUUUGUUUGAUCUCAAUAUGAAGUAUCAUAAAGGUGAGAUCAAACCACCAAAAGCUCUGACUUCAAGUUUUAGUUUAGGUGGGACCCGGGUCUCUGGAGGCUUUACUGGUCAAGACUUCUUGGUCUUUGCUCGUGGCCUAAACCAACCACGGGCAAGGAGAGGUGUGGUGGUACUGGGAUUAAUCCUGGACACCACUCCUUCCAACGCCAUCUAUCAAAGUGAAUAGAAGUCCUCAAUCAACUUCCAGAGCAGAAGGAUUAGAUACUUACUCUUCACGAAAAAGAGCGAGGGUUACUGACAGUCGACCUACGGUAAUAGGUUUGAAGAUAUGGCAACAGGAUGUUUAUAGCGUACCGAGCCUAAUAGGCUUUCUGCUUCAAUAGCUCUACUCUCUCUUCAUUCUGGAAGAAAUGCCAGUGAGUCACGGACGAAGAGUUUGAAUCCUCUCUAAAGGCCUUAUAGGAAGGCUAGUGAGGCGGCCCUCAUAGAAUGGGAUUCGGACGGAAAAGCCAAAAUCCUAUGUUACUAAUCCGGGGCUUUGGUCAGAAUGUCUGUAAAGCAUGGCAUUAAGUAAGAAAUUACUUCUCUAAUCAAGUAUGUAGUACCUUGAAGUUUAGACUCUUCCCAACCAACCGUAAGAACUCAUACGAGCUGUAGUCGGACGUUAAUCAGUAAACGGUGUGAUGUUAGCAAUUGAAUGCGUAUCAGCUGUGAUCUUUUCUUCUGUGAUUGAAUCAGUAAGCGCUGCAGAUGUGAUUCAAUAUAAGACACUAUGUGCAGGAAAGAAGCCAAGUCCAGUAGCUUUUUAAUUAAAAAAGGAGAUGGGAACUUAUUAGAGUGUGGCCAAGCCAAGACUCGAGUGGCCAAGUGGAUGCAAAGACUAUAAAGCCACGGAGUCUCCCCCUGGUUCUAGAGUAGGUAGACUAAGAAGAAGGUACGGAAGAAGAAGAUAAAGGGUAGCUGGUUCACGAAAUGAAACUGACAAUCUCAACUUCCUUACUUACGAUAUAAUAAAGUAAUACACCAGCUCCAGGCUUUAAAGAAGAAAGACCUGGCUUCAAGGGCUUUAGCUUUGAGGAAAUAAAGAUCCCAAGCUUAUGCUGAAUUUAGAGUGGAUGUGCCUUGGUCUUCUGUGAGUUCCAGAGAUUUAGAUCAAGGUAGUUCAGUUCUACGAGGCUAAUUCCAUUCAGUCUUGCUGUGAAAUAAGCUCUUGCCAACCUCUGCGGAAUAUAGUCAGUGUACCGCGAGUAAAGUCAGGCGGUCAAGCGCACUCAGAAAGAUUACUUUUUUAAACGUUGAAGAUUUAGGUACAAUAGAGAAAAUAAUUCGCUCAGGUUCACAGAAAGAAUAAAGAAAGAAGGCUAUGGGAAAGAUCCCAGACCUGGCUCGCUCCAGGCAGAAAAAAUUCCUCCUCCCCCAGACCCGGCAUAAGAGAAGGGCUGAUAGCGCCUAUGUGUCAAAGGAGAGUUAUUGCCGGGGAUCCUCUUCUCCGAGAUCUUAGGUCUGCUGUUGAUUGUUGAUACGGCUUGGCUCCUGAUGCCAGGUCCGGGUAGGGAUAUGUGAGAUAAACUGCUGCUAGUGAGGGGCAUCUAUUCUACUCUGAUGCGAGGGAGGAAUGCGUAUUACGCUUUUAAGAAUCCAUGCCCUUCAUUGCAGGAUGAAUCAGAGAGUAGUAGUCUAUGCAAGAAGAGAAAGACGUCCCAGAUACAACCACCCAUUUCACUCAAAGAUAGUCUCGUUUGGCCUAAGGUGAAAGACGCGGAUUGCACAGAGAUUAACAUGAUAUAACCUCCGAUCCGGCCUCAACACAGGAAUAGCCCAGAUCUGCACAACGUUAUAUCCCAGAUCGUUCAUAAUGCACAAAAUAGGCCUACGUCCUACCAAGCCCCUCGAUCCACCUACCUAGUACCAGUUCCAUCACAACCGCAGCCCCUUGUUAUCACCAUUCCAAGCGCAUCAUUUUUCGCACCAAAGGUUCCGAAAAUCCUGACACUCAGACCCAUCCCAAAACCGAUGGUUAUCACCUAUCCACCCUCGAAGGGACCCAUCACUAUAAGCCUCCUGGAACCUAACACGGGAAAUCAUGCUGUGCCUUGGAAUUACGGCAUCGAGGCUACUACCGAACAAGGGGAAAAGAGCCCGAGGUAGGUGGCAGAAAUUGGAGGAAUGACUCGUUCUGGAAGAUGUUAUACUCCAGAAGAGUUGGAACUAAGAAGGAAGAAUCGAAAGGAUAAAAUGGGAGAUAUUUAACCUGUCAAGCAGCAGAGGAAGAAAUAAAGAACGGAAUUCUUGAGGAUCAUCAAGAACAGUGAAUUCAGUGUGGUUGAACAACUCAAUAAGAUGCCAGUCUAUCUGAGGUCUCCUGAUAGCAUCAGAAGCUCACAGGAAUGCCUUACUAAAAAUCCUCAAUGAACCCCAUGUCGCCUCCAAUAUUUCCACUAUAAAUCUGGUGGGACAAAAGGUUAUCACUUUUAGAGAAAAUGCUUCUUGCCUUAUCAGACUUAAGUCUGAACGUCUGGAAACCUAGGUGCAUCGUAUAUAUAGUAAGAUAGACAGACCCCAGGGAACUACCUUUCUUCGAAGCGCGACAGGUCUACUUUUCAUAUUCCCGUAGAUAAAGAACGAGAGUCGGCUUCCUUAAAUCUGUUCUUCCUCAGUAAGAAGAGGGGGAAUAUAGUAGUGCCCCAAUUCUUCACUUUGAACCCCUCCUUUGACUUUCCUAAGGCAUAUUCGGGGAGGAGCCUAUUUUAAUUUUUUUAAUUAAUUCCUGCUAUAGUCACUUCAACUGCUUAUGAAUGUAGUUCCCAGAUUGCGAAGUUAAAGCGGAAUUCCUUUCAUUUAACUUGUGACGGUCAUUCCCCUGUAGAAAAGAGGGAAAAUAUAAGAUUUCUUUUUGCUCGCAAUAAAGUUAGCGUCCUGAUGUCCCUUGUGUCGUUGAAAGGAGUCUAAAGCCAGAUAAGAUCAUUCCCUAAGGGACUAGUCCUUCUAUCUUACUUCUUCUACCCAAUCAGCAUGAAAAGGCAUUGAAGGGUGCAAGACUUCUAUCUUUCUGCCACUUCGUCUUGUACCUGUCCUUUUGGGACAGCCUCUCUCUUCACACCUUGAACCAGGACUAAAACCUAUCCCUUCUAUUAUGAAUAAAUCCUACUUAACCGCUAAAGGAACGUAGUUGCAUUUCUAUAAGGAGAGGGAUUUAAGCUUGUUUGAUAGAAUAAGGGACAGGUAUGUUUAAUUGCAGGUUCUUUAGAGCUUGGAGUUUAGAAGCAUACUUGUUAGAGUCAGGAGCGGAGAUACUCGACUGAUAAGGAGAGGAACGAAGUAGCGUGUUGUUGAUAGAACAAGGUAUGAAGUAGCUCGACAUUAUAAAAGGAGAGGGGUUGGCUGGCUUCCCAUCGAUAGGUGAUACCCUAAUUAUAGCAUGCUUCCUUUCUCUGGGUAUGCCUUCGGCUUCUUCCUCAGGGUCAUCCCCUGAAUGAAAAUUAUGGGACUACGGAAAGGCUAAAGUCUGAUUACCUGUUAUUCAAGUAGCAAGGCUUGGUCUUCUGUGAGUGAAAGAACCCGGAGCAAUUGGCUGAACUGACCCUAGCUCGAGAAACUUCUAUCCCCGCUUUUGUUCAAUUAUAAAUAAAUAACAAGCAAGUUUGAUGGAGAUUUGUAGCAUCAUUCAAGUAAAUACAGAUUGAGAUCGUAGAAACAUGAGCUUGUGAUAUAGCUACACCUAAUUCCGGACCGGUUAAUGCAAGAACUAUAAAUAAAGGACCAAGAUCUCCUAUGAAAUAUAAAAGAUCAUUCAUACAUAGCAUAGUCCAAGCGAACCCACUUAAAAUCUUUACUAAACUAUGACCGGCCAUCAUAUUAGCAAAUAAACGUAUUCCUAAGCUUAAUGCGCGAAAACAAUAAGAGAUUAGCUCAAGGAGUACUAAAAAAGGCGCUAACGGCAGUGGGACUCCUGCGGGUAAUAAGAAGCUUAAAAAAUGAAG